Molecule: messenger RNA, 6650 nt
Organism: Acipenser ruthenus (sterlet)
Lineage: Eukaryota; Metazoa; Chordata; Actinopteri; Acipenseriformes; Acipenseridae
Product: proteasome adapter and scaffold protein ECM29-like
Exons: 49
Coding region: 276-5804 (1842 amino acids)
Biological process (GO): proteasome assembly
Cellular component (GO): cytoplasm; nucleus
Molecular function (GO): molecular adaptor activity
Source: RefSeq, a predicted model, not a curated record
ACAGCAGCACACUGGUUUAUAGGCACAACCAUGGAUACUACAAAGAUAGGCUAGUAUUUUCAUUUUGGACUCUCACUUUUUGUUUAAUAAUUGUUUCCUCCCCAGCCGUACCUUCAUUCCAACUCUAAGUGGUGCUGUUGCGUUAGAAUCUGCAACAGUUUCUGUAGUAUCAGCUAUUUCUAAAUAUACAAAAAAAAAAAGUUAAAGACCGAUACAGUUGUGUGUUGGCGCUCUGGUAGCAGGAUUGCUGUGUGGGGAACAGACUCGCUGCAAAAAUGGCUGCUCAGGAUGAGCUGAACCAGCUGGAGCGUGUCUUCCUGCGCCUUGGCCAUGCAGAAACAGAUGAACAGUUGCAGCACAUCAUAUCUAAGUUCCUUCCUCCAGUUUUGCUCAAGUUGUCCAGCAUUCAGGAAGGUGUGAGAAAAAAGGUCAUGGAGCUGCUGGUGCACCUGAACAAACGCAUAAAGAGCCGGCCUAAGAUCCAGCUGCCUGUUGAGACAUUACUGGUCCAAUACCAGGAUCCUGCUGCUGCCUCUUUUGUCACUAAUUUCACUAUAAUUUACAUCAAGAUGGGUUAUCCUCGUUUAGAUGUGGAAGAACAGUGUGAAUUGGCUCCUACUCUACUAACUGCAAUGGAAGGAAAACCACAGCCACAGCAGGAUAGCUUGAUGCAUCUUCUAAUACCAACACUCUUCAGUAUGAAAUACCCUUCAGAGCCAUCAAAAGUUGCCUCUCCCUUUAUCCUUGUUGAGAAACCAAAGACUGUGCAUUUGCUUCUAGAUUUCAUGUUAGAUGUUCUUAUGAUGCCUUAUGGGUUUGUUUUGAAUGAACCCCAGAGUCGUCCUAACCCUGCCUCCCCUCAGAGCUCUGCGGGCAAUGGUAGUGCCGGCGGUAUUGGAAUUCCUCAGCCACCACCUGGCAUGAGCUUUUAUGGUGCUAAACGCAUCAUUGGAGAAACACCAUGGACUCCGGAGCAACUUGAACAGUGUAAACUUGGGAUUGUAAAGUUCAUUAAAGCAGAGCAGGUGCCUGAAGUUGAAGCAGUUGUGCACUUGGUGAUUGCUUCCAGUGAUACUCGUCACAGUGUGGCAACCGCUGCAGAUCUGGAGCUGAAGAGCAAACAAAGCAUAAUUGACUGGAACAAUCCGUUAAUUAUUAACAAGAUUUAUAAAGUGUACCUUGGGGAUAUUCCACUUAAAACAAAAGAGGGAGCAGCACUGAAACCAGAACUAAAGCGAGAGCCUGUCAGUACACGUGUUAAACUGAAGAUCCUCCCUCAUCUCCUGCGAUCCAGGCUGGCAGCUGACACAUUUCCAGCUAAUAUUCAGGUGGUGUAUGAUGGAUUGUUUGGUGCAAAUACUAAUAACAAAUUGAGAUCCCUGUCCUUGCAGUUUGUUCAUCAUAUUUGUUUGGUUUGCCCUGACAAUAAUAAGCCUCUGGGUCUCAUGCUAUUGAACGGACUGACAAAGCUUAUUAAUGAAUAUAAAGAGGAUCCUAAAUUGCUGUGUGUAGCCUACUCUGCUGUGGGAAAGUUAUCAAGUCGGAUGCCUGAGCUCUUUUCAAAGGAUAUAGCACUAGUUCAACAGUUUUUUGAAGCUAUGUGCAAGGAUGAUCCUGAGAUCAGACUCUCCAUUCAGGAAGCUCUUUCCUUGAUGGUGGGAGCGUAUACCUCUUUACAAGGGGCACUUUUGAAUCUCAUGGAAGCUCUUGUUGCUGCAUAUAUGGAAAAGCCAGAAGUGCAGGUUCGUCAAGUAGCUAUGAAAUUUGCUAGCACAGUGUUUGCAUCUGACCACAUACCUUCCAGAUACCUCCUCCUUCUGGCUGCUGGAGAUCUUCGUGAAGAAGUUCAUGGUGAAGCUCAGCGUGUACUGAGAGCGUUUCCAGUCAAGACUACUGAAAAGGAAGGUUCUAUACCGAUGCCUUCCUUCCCUGAAAUGGUCAGCUACAUUCAGGAAAAGGCAUCACAGAGAAUGGAAACACCAGCAAAGUACACUGUUGGAACUUCUACCCUUCCUUUUAACCCUUCUGCAUUUGGAGAGAUUAUCUUGUACCUACGAAUGUGCCUUGCUCACAGUGCAGGGGCUAUGCCCACCUCCCAGAGUCUGGCUGACAUGCAGGAUAACUCUCCAGCUAUUGCAAGUUAUGUCCGAAACCUACUGUCUGGAAACCACAAUUCGUUACUGGUGCCCAAGGGAGGGGAUUCAAACCCUGUGCAGCUUUACAUGGAGCUGCUUCAGCAGUUGCUGUCUGCAAUUGGAGGUGUUCCUGUCAUGUACUGCCUGUUGGAAGUGGUGUCUGUUUAUCCACAGAAGCUUGCAGCUAAAUUCACUGACAAGAUUGACUGGAUUAAGGGUUUAAUGAACACCAAUAAAGAAGAUAUGCGGGAGCUGGCUGCGCAGCUGUAUGCAGUGGUGGUAUCGACCAUGUCUGGGAAUGAUUUGAAGACUGCUGUGCAGAAUCUUGUCAAGAUCACAAAAGACAACCAUAGUCCAGAAACACAGCAUGGAGCAAUUUUGGCUUUGGGGUACCUGGUAGGGCGAUACUUAGCCAAAAAGAAAGUUUCAGCUGAUAUCCAAAAUCAAGAACAGCCAAUGAUCACCAGAAGUCUUCCUGAAGAUGAAGAACUGAUCCGGUCUGCCACAAAUACUAUUGGUUCCUUUUUAGAUAGCCCCUCUCCUCUUUUGACUGUCGCAGCAUGUACAGCGCUGGGAGAGAUCAGUAGGAAUGGAGGACUGCUAAUACCCAAUGAAGGCAGAGGUUUCACAAAGCUACAUCUGGUAGAAAGCUUGCUGGCCAGAAUACCAUCUGGCAAGGAGAGCAAUAAGAUGAAGGAGCGAGCUAUACAGACAUUGGGGUUCUUUCCAGUGGGAGACGGAGAAUUUCCUCAUCAAAAGAAAUUAUUGCAAGGACUUAUGGACUCUGUGGAAGCUAAGCAGCUAGAGCUUCAAUUCACAGUGGGAGAAGCAAUCACCAGUGCUGCCAUUGGGACUAGCGCUGUAGCUGCACGAGAUGUAUGGACAUGUACUGAGGAAGAAUACAUUCCGCCCGCAGAAGUGACGGUGAAUGAUGUUGUGCCCUGGGUUCUCAAUAUGAUCCUCAACAAAUACAUUAUCAGUCAAAACCCUCAUGUCCGCCAAGCUUCCUGCAUCUGGCUGCUAUCCUUGGUAAAGAAACUCAGCCAGCACAAGGAGAUCAAGUCUCAUCUGAAAGAAAUUCAGAUUGCAUUCAUUUCCAUCCUGUCUGAUCCUGAUGAGUUGAGCCAAGAUGUUGCUUCCAAGGGUCUUGGUAUGGUGUAUGAACUGGGCAAUGAACAGGAUCAGCAAGAGCUGGUUUCCACAUUAGUAGAGACCCUGAUGACUGGAAAGCGGGCCAAGCACGGAGUAUCAGAGGACACUGAGGUUUUUCAGGGUGGUUCACUGGGAAAAACCCCAGAUGGUCAAAGCUUGUCAACCUACAAAGAGCUCUGUGCACUGGCCAGUGACCUUAAUCAACCAGACCUAGUCUACAAAUUUAUGAACCUGGCCAAUCAUCAUGCCAUGUGGAAUUCUCGAAAGGGAGCUGCCUUUGGUUUUAACAUGAUAGCAGCGAAGGCUGGAGAGCAGCUGACUCCCUAUUUGUCCCAGUUGGUGCCACGUCUCUACCGUUAUCAGUUUGAUCCCAAUUUGGGAAUCCGACAGGCAAUGACCAGCAUAUGGGAUGCUCUUGUUACUGACAAAAAAUCUGUUGAUCGAUACUUGAAAGAGAUUCUUCAAGAUAUAAUAUCCAACCUAACCAAUAAUAUGUGGAGAGUUCGAGAAUCUAGUUGCUUGGCACUGAAUGAUUUAAUACGAGGAAGGCAACUUGAUGACAUCAUUGACCAACUUCCAGAGAUCUGGGAAACUUUGUUCAGAGUGAGGGAUGAUAUCAAGGAAUCAGUCCGGAAAGCUGCUGAUCUAACACUUAAGACUUUGAGUAAAGUUUGUGUGCGAAUGUGCGAGCCCUCAAGUGCAGCAGCACAACGUACUGUUGCAGUCCUUCUACCCUGCCUCUUAGAAAAGGGCAUCAUGAGUAAUGUGUCCGAGGUCCGGGCGCUCAGUAUUCAGACUCUGGUCAAGAUCAGCAAGAGUGCUGGCACCAGACUGAAGCCUCAUGCGCCAAGACUGAUUCCUGCCUUGCUGGAGUCAUUAACUGUGUUAGAGCCACAAGUUCUUAACUACCUCAGUCUACGGGCCACCGACCAAGAGAAGACAGCAAUGGAUGGUGCCAGGCUUAGUGCUGCAAAAUCAUCUCCAAUGAUGGAGACCAUCAACGUGUGCCUGCAACAUUUGGAUGUUUCUGUUCUUGGACAGCUGGUACCGAGACUUUGUGACCUGUUGAAAGGUGCAGUAGGACUGGGCACAAAGGGAGCCUGCGCUAGCGUCAUUGUAUCUCUGACUGUACAGUGUCCUCAAGACUUAACACCCUACUCAGGUAAACUGAUGAGUGCUUUGCUGAACGGGUUAAAUGACCGUAGUAGCGUGGUUCAAAAAUCGUUUGCAUUUGCUCUGGGACAUGUAGUUCGGACUGCAAAAGAUAGCAGCGUGGAAAAGCUUCUUACGAAACUCUGCACCUGGUAUCUUGAAAAAGAAGAGCCAAUUUAUAAAUCCUCCUGUGCUCUAACGGUGCAUGCCAUUGGGCACUACAGUCCUGAUGUGCUGAAGAACCAUGCUGAGCAGGCACUGCCCCUGGCAUUUCUAGGAAUGCAUGAAGCUCUAGAUGAAGAGCAAGGGGAAAAUGGAGACUCAACCCUGUGGACAGAGGUCUGGCAGGAUAAUGUUCCUGGUAGUUUUGGUGGCAUCAGGCUGUAUAUGCAGGAGCUCAUUGCUAUCACCCAAAAAGCGUUGCAGUCACAGUCCUGGAAAAUGAAAGCACAGGGGGCAGCUGCAAUGGCCUCCAUUGCUAAACAGCAGACCGGGUCUCUGGUGGCUCCACACUUGGGAAUGGUGUUGAGUGCACUGCUGCAAGGACUGGCUGGGAGGACCUGGUCAGGAAAAGAAGAACUACUGAAGGCAAUAGGGAGUGUGGUGUCAGCAUGCAGUGGAGAACUUAAGAAGUCUGUACCUGGCCAGCCCAACAUCAUUGAGAUCAUUGAGUUAGUCUUAAAAGAGUGCCACAAAGAGAACCUCAGGUACAAGAUAGCUGCUUUGAAAUGUGCCGCAGACGUCCUCCAAGCCACGCAAGAGGACCGUUUCCAGGAACUGGCAGGCAUUCUGAUUCUGUUGAUAAAAAAGAAUUCCCCUACCAGUGCACAUACCCAGAAGAACAAAGAGGAUGACGAUGAUGAUCUGGAUGAGAAAGAGAAGGAGCUGCAGAUGGAGUCUCUGCUUUGUGCCUUUGAAUCCCUCGGCAAGGCCUGGCCCAAAAGCCCAGCGACCCAGGGUCAAUACCAGUUACAGUUUUGUCAAUUAAUGUGCGAGAGACUGAAGCUCAGCACAUGGAGAGUUCAGGUUGGAGUUCUGCAGUCCAUGAAGGCCUAUUUUCAAGGAUUAUUACUUUUAGACAAGGACCAUACAGAUUCUGUUGCAUUAUCAGAAAUCUUAACUAAAACUUGCGAUGCAGUCACAUUUCCAUUAGAAAACAAGAGCUACUCCUCUGUAAGAACAGAAGCUUUAAACAUAGUGGAAUUGCUAAUAAAGAAAAUUGACGAAUGUCAUCAGUGGGGAGGUUUGACACCAGAUAGCAGAAACCAGCUGAUCAAUUCCUUAACCACCAUGGAGUCGGACAGCAGGCCAGAAUUGGGAGAGAAAGCCACUGAGUUGAGGAAACGGUUACAAAAUCUCUCAUGAACUGCACUCGAAACACCCUCUUGUUAAGCCGCCUUGUUCUUUCAUUUGUCAAGACCUGUGGCUCACCAACCUCUAUUGCUAUUUAUCAGAUAAUGCGUCAGGAUGUUUUAGCUUAACUUCAGACUUAAAAAGUAUUAAUGUUAAUAUUUAAUGUAUGUACAGACCAUGCCCAAUGGAUUUGAAUAUACAACUAACAAAACGGUUUAGAUUGUGAAGUUAUUUGGUAUUUUAUGUAAAUUCAUACCAUACUGUCAUGGAUAUUAUGAACCCCUUUUUUAUUGUAAUAUCUGUAUAAGGUGAACCUUGGCUAUAUUAAAUACCAGAGCCAUACUCAUUAUGUAGCACUGAUAAAAAUCAGUGUGAUGCAGGAAAAGUCUACAGCAGUGUUUUUUCUCUUGGGCCUUCCAUCCAUCAACCAACCAUAACUUGAUAAGGUGUAUAUUUUCGUUAACAUCUUAAAUCAGGGGAGGGGACACAAUUGCAUCUUAUAAUUGUGGCUGUGCUACCAUGUAAAAUAAAAUGAUUGCACUAUGUUAACUUUAAAACACUGUGCCCAAAAUGGGCAUAUUUCGCUGCUGCAGUUUGCCACUGAAACAGAUUUGCUUUCUUGUAGUGGGGCAUUGGGAAAGCCAGCCCUUUUAGUAAACUGAUUUGUUCAGGAAAGAUUUAGUGCAAUGUCUCUUUAUAAAUUAUACUAUUCUGCUUGCAUGUUUUGAAGUUCUGUGGAUUAAAAACAAUGUCAAAAUACCAAAGUUGGUAAAGAUAAGAGGCAUGCACUAUCUUUUGGAUAUUCCCAUUUGUGACUCCCAGAUGACAAGAUGUAUUAAUAAAGUUGCUUUAUUGGGA